Molecule: messenger RNA, 950 nt
Organism: Tarenaya hassleriana
Lineage: Eukaryota; Viridiplantae; Streptophyta; Magnoliopsida; Brassicales; Cleomaceae
Exons: 2
Coding region: 129-671 (180 amino acids)
Source: RefSeq, a predicted model, not a curated record
UGCGUGAAAAAUCAGUCUUUUAACUGCAAAAGUCUGAUGUUCAUUUUGAAAAAUUCUCGACGAUUCCGACAAGCUCCAAAUUCAAAGAAGCUCAGAAUUACGGAGACUCUCUCGCUCGCUCGCUCUCAAUGGCUCUUCAUCGUUCCAUCAUCCUCCUCUCGAUCAUCUCUCUGACCCUAGUUAUCCCGACCAGUUCUCUGUACGAACCCGACCCGGAUCAGGUUUCUCCCACAGUAUACGAGCUCCUCCCAAAGUUCGGCCUCCCAAGCGGUCUCUUACCAGACUCCGUCAUCAACUACACCGUCUCCGAAGACAACAGGUUCGUCGUUGUCUUGUCCAAGCCCUGUUACAUUCAAUUUGACUACCUCGUGUACUACGAGAAGACCAUAUCGGGUCAGAUCGGAUACGGGUCGAUCACCGACCUCAAGGGUAUUCAGGUGAAGCGGUUCUUGUUCUGGUUCGAUGUCGACGAGAUCAAAGUUGAUCUUCCGCCGUCGGAUUCGAUCUAUUUCCAGGUGGGUAUAAUCAACAAGAAGCUCGAUAUCGAUCAGUUCAAGACUGUUCAUUCGUGCAGCGACAACGGCGUCUCUGGCUCCUGUGGAGGCUCCAGGAAGGGUUUUCUCCAGUUUAAAGGGAUGAUGGAUGAGGCAGAGAUGCUGAUCACCGAGUAGAUUCAUCCGCCUCGGACUCGGCUACUCGUCCCGGACUCAGCUAAUUAUGAAUCUGGUUCCCCCCGUAGCCACGUCUGCGCAAUUACAAAACUGUAUAUUAUACGUACGAGACCCAUGUUUUAGUUUUCGGUCGUGCUACAUUAUCAGCUAAUGUAAGUCGAAGUUGGAACUGGGUUCUACGAAAAUGUGCUAUGUGUGUCUCUUGUGUUUCUGUUGCUGAUGUUCGGAUGACGUACGAGGUUUCAGUAUUUUUAUCAAGUGCUUCUACUUUAUUAUUCA